Molecule: messenger RNA, 582 nt
Organism: Linum tenue
Lineage: Eukaryota; Viridiplantae; Streptophyta; Magnoliopsida; Malpighiales; Linaceae
Source: the annotation of a GenBank genome assembly
AUGAGGAAGAGGAAGGCAGCUCACAGUGUGUUUCUUCAAAAUCUUGCUAUGAAUUCACUGAUGAUAGUGGGGUGUGCCCUUUUAUUGUAUACACCCACAAAGCAAUUCUUGUUCCUCCAUCUCCCCAACGUGUUGUCGUGCCUUUCUAGUCCCAAGUGUGUUUUUGUCUUGGUCAAUGUCAUUGUGGUGUACCUGGUUGGAGAAUCAAGGCUCAGCGGUCACGAGGGUUCAUCACGGAGAUCUUCUCGGAUCAGUGAUGUCUACGAUGAGUACGUUGGUAGAGCUAGAGCUCAAAGGGAAUUGAGCGAAUCGGAUAGUGAAAGUGUCAUCGUAGUGGAUGAAAUUACGACUUCAUUUGAGGAUGAGAUAGUUGAACAAGAAGAACAAAGUGUGAUAAAUGAAAAUGUGAAUAAUGAAGAGAAAGUCAAGGAGCAAUUAGUAGAAGAUAAAAUAGAAGACAUUGAAGAAAAAGGAGGAAGGGGAGCAGGAGAUGAGCUUAACAGAAGGAUAGAGGACUUCAUUGCAAGAGUUAACAGACAAAGGCAACUUGAGAUCCAAUCACUUGUUUCUUGUAAAGCUUGA